AUGGGCAAUGGCCCCGUACUAAGGGGCAAUAUAGUAUAUACAAGACCCGCAACAUGACUGACACAUCAAACAAGAAAUUUUUCUUUGACUACGAAAAGUUGGCCAAACUUUUUGUUGAAAUUUGUCCAGACUUUUCCGCUGAGCCACAUUACGAAAAUGCGACUACCAGUCGUCGCUUUGCCGAAAAGGUGAUUUUCGAUUAUAGCAAGAAGGCAAAAACGAGCAAGGCGCAGAACAAGGACAAAGUUUGGAGCCUUAUCUUAGAAACCACAAACAGCAAGGGAAAGCCGCUGAAGAACAAAUUGAUAAUUUCGACUUACGCGUUUAAGCCGGCACCAUUGCAGCAGCCCUUCUUGCAGCACGGCCAUCUCCACCUGACCUUUAAACAGGCCAGCUUGCUGGCUGUGGCCAAAUACUGCCAGUUGGUGCCGCACUUGAUUCAGCGCAAUCAUAUCGUCCUAACACCUCUCGCCGGAGCCAUUUUCAAUAAGAGCGAUAUGCCCAAGCUGGCUGAGGAGCUAAAUGAGCCGCUUGUCGAUGUCGUUAUGGCCGUCAUAAGUAGCUGCCAGACAGAUGGAUACUAUCUUAAGCACAGUCGGUGCCACAUAGCCUUGGCUGCCCUCAACAAGACUAUCGUCGACCUCAAAUUGCGGGGUGCCUUAAUUACGAAAACUAUUAAUAUGUAUCGAUUCCACGGCAAAGAAUUGGACAAAGAGCAGCUGAAGAUAUUCAGCAAAUACUCGCAACAGGUCCGUCAGUGCCCCACCGACAACUCCAAAAUGGAGGAACUGGUCGCUGAAGUAAUCGCACUGGGCAAUUAGCGCAGCAGCUGAUGGGAAUAAAUCUUCUGAGUAAAUCAGUCCUAAAUAAUCAAACUUAUUUUAAAUCUCUAUACCAGCGGUGGGCACGAAAUUUGUUAUUUUUAUAAAA
Scaptodrosophila lebanonensis is the source of this 930-nucleotide messenger RNA. RefSeq lists its product as uncharacterized. The transcript has 2 exons. Lineage: Eukaryota; Metazoa; Arthropoda; Insecta; Diptera; Drosophilidae. The record is from RefSeq and is a predicted model, not a curated record. Bases 54 to 821 code for a protein of 255 amino acids.